Molecule: messenger RNA, 1041 nt
Organism: Spinacia oleracea (spinach)
Lineage: Eukaryota; Viridiplantae; Streptophyta; Magnoliopsida; Caryophyllales; Amaranthaceae
Source: RefSeq, a predicted model, not a curated record
UAUACUAACAAGUUAACAACAUUUCUUUCAAUUUUUGUAACUUUUUCUCAUAUUUCUUAUAUUCUUUCCCACCAAACCAACAUGGGUACUGACUUUUUUCUCAUGUAAAAUUAUACCUUCUUGACAGCAAAGCUAACAACAGCAACUAUAACAACCUAAAAGCCUCUUCUAUAACUUUGUUUUUCAUAAAAUAUUUUCACCUUUGCAUCUUUCUGUUUCGGUUUCUUUGCUUCUUUUUUCGUUGACAUUGCUAUGGGUGUCCAGGGUAAAGUAAGAGAUCGGAUGGAGAAAUUUGUUGUUCUUCCGUUCUCUUUGGGCUGUGUUUCUCAGGCUAGUGUUGCUGUGGCUGAACAAAGGCCUAGAAGAUCAAAAACAGAGUUACAAUCCCCUUCUAUGAGAACUCGAGAAGAAGAAGAUGAUGAUGAGAGCUUAUAUGGGGAGAGCAUGAAGCAUACUUCUUCUAGGUUUUUGGCACUUCCAAGAACAAACUUGUCCACAGGGGUUAACAGACUAGUGAAAGGUUUCAAAAGUUUGUCACAACUAUUCAUUUACGAAGAUGAGAUGGAAGAAUUGGGCUUGAAUAUGGAAAUAGGGUGUCCAACGGACGUGAAACACGUGACACAUAUCGGAUGGGAUAGCUUAGCUAAAACAGACUCAUUAACAGGGUGGGAUAAUAUCAUCAAUUCAGAGUUGCUAUCAUCAUCUCAAAAUCACUCUACUUCAUCUGCUGUUAGUUUGAAGCAGUUUAAUAAGCUUGCAACUGCUACUGAAAAUGACACUCCAACCUUUGUUAGUAGUCUCAAUGCCUCCUCUUCAUUAGCUUAGUCUUGAAGAUUAUAUUAAGAUUAUAUAUAAUAUAAUCUUUUGCUUUUAAUCAUAUAAUAUAAUAUAAUAUAAUAUACUUUGUAGUAUAUGUCUUGCAAUCAAAGAUGUUCUCUUUAAUUUGUGGGCAUAUACAUAUGAUUUGGGUUGUAAUUGUGUUAGUUUUGUGUAAUUAUGUACAAAUCAUGGCCGGGAUAAUUAUAUUGCAUAUUUUGGUUA